Melampsora larici-populina 98AG31 is the source of this 1545-nucleotide messenger RNA. RefSeq lists its product as uncharacterized. The coding region runs from base 1 to 1545 and encodes 514 amino acids. Lineage: Eukaryota; Fungi; Basidiomycota; Pucciniomycetes; Pucciniales; Melampsoraceae. Gene Ontology annotation, molecular function: copper ion binding; oxidoreductase activity. The record is from RefSeq and is a predicted model, not a curated record. The transcript is spliced from 8 exons.
AUGAAGACUCUGACUCGGACUCUCUCUUUUAUCAAAACUUUCGCUUUUGUUUUACUCAUUCUAUCAUGGACAUGUGGUGUGGCCAAAGCUCAUUGGCAUCCAAAUGCGAUUUUAAGGAUCUCCAAAGGCUUUUUGGCUGGAGAUUGCACCGUGAGACCUUCAGUGAUUAUCAAUGGUACCUCCCCUGGACCAGAGCUUCGGUUCAAAGAAGGACAACGCGUCUGGAUAAGAGUCUACAACGACCUUCCGGAUCAAAACACAACUUUACACUUCCAUGGAUUGAGUCAAUUUGGCUCACCCUUUGCAGAUGGAACACCGGCCACUUCUCAGUUCCAACUAGAAUCUGGUAGCGCGGGGACAUACAUGUAUCAUACUCAUGUUGACUUUCAACUUGUAACUGCGCACGGCGCUUUUAUUGUUGAAGAUGAGGGCCCACCGCCGUACUCCUAUGACGAGGAAUUGACUUUACUUUUUGCCACACCUUUUCAGUGGCCAGGUGAGCCUUCGAGCUUGACUGUGAACGGAAAUGCACUGGCGCACUGUGAUCCAUCUCGCGGCUACCGCUGUAGUGGGGAAUGUCAUCAGCACGUAAUGAAUUUAAAACCCAGCCGAACGUAUCGUGUGAGGUUCAUUGGAAUCACCGCCCUGACUUUCCUCUACAUUGGCCUCGAAGACCAUCAUGAAUUCGAAAUCAUAGAAGCUGAUGCAGCUUACCUAAAGCCUACGCGGACUGACCACCUUGAACUGCAUUCGGGACAGCGUUACUCCUUCUUAUUACGUACCAAAAGCAGGGCUGAACUUCGUGCGUUGAACAAGACAACUUUUUGGGGAAGAAUUGAGUCACGAUGGCGGCCAAUUCGUGACAAAGGAUCAUUCGUAAUUACGUAUGACCGUGGAUAUGAACAAGAACUCGCGACUUUUCCACCACGCAACUUGGCAAGAAGAGUUUUCCUUCCAGAUGAGCGUGUUAGUUGGGUCAACCGGGCCUUCGCGCCUCUCCGCCAACAUGAUGUCUCACCCACAGAACAGGAGGUGACCCGGCGCAUCAUGAUCCGUGCUCAACAAUUGACAACAGCAGGUGGUGGUUCACAAUAUUUUGUCAAUGGACAAGCGGCAUACUUGAACCCGUCCUCUUUGCAGCCAGACUACGGACAAGCGGAAGUGAACCAUGGAUAUGACUCGUCUACCUCAUCAUUUCCUUUGCGACUAGGGGAGACUGUGGAAAUUGUAAUCUUCAAUUUUGCUUCAAGCUUAGGUGAAGCCGAAGCACAUCCAUGGCAUUUUCAUGGACAGCAUCCGUUUAUGGUCGCCCAAGGAUAUGGAAAAUAUAGUCCUGAAGCAGCGCGCCGGAUUGAGGCCCAAAAUUUUGUCAAGUAUGGAGGUUUGCCACAUCGACGAGAUACUCAAGUCAUCCUUCCCGGUCAGGGCGCUACCUAUGAGGACGAGAAAAUUGCUGAAGGAACACUGUCAAGUUGGAUAGUUCUACGGAUGCGAGUUUCAGUCAGCGGAGCAUUUUUAGUGCAUUGUCAUAUCCAGCGGGUGUGA